Messenger RNA from Penicillium digitatum Pd1, 165 nucleotides. Lineage: Eukaryota; Fungi; Ascomycota; Eurotiomycetes; Eurotiales; Aspergillaceae. The record is from RefSeq and is a predicted model, not a curated record.
AUGAAGUCAGAGUCUCUGGGGAUCCACCAACUAUUGCCUUUGAAUCCCUGUUCCUACGACCACCAGAACCCCCCUAGAGAAUUUGAUUUGACGGUUGAAAGGGAAGAACUUGAAGAGAUUGCAAAAUGGGUCUGGGAGGCCCAGUUCGGACAAUUCUUAAUUUGA